CACGUCGUCGCCAUCGUUGCCAACGUUUGCUCUUCUUCAGCCUGCGAGAUGGACACAGGAAAACCUGCAGGAGCUACUAGCGACGGCGAACAAAAGCUUCGAAAGCUCCGAAAGGUCGUAGGCUCCGACGAGCCUCCUCUUGAACCGGAAAGCUUCGCGCGCAGUUACCAGCUCGAAGCGCUUGAGAAGGCAAAAAAAGAAAAUACAAUAAUCUUCCUGGAUACAGGGGCUGGAAAGACGCUCAUUGCUGUGAUGCUGCUGCGAUCCUACGCUCAUUGCAUCAGAAAACCCUCGAAAUACAUCGCAGUCUUUUUGGUGCCAACAGUGGUUUUGGUUCAGCAACAAGCAGAGGUGCUGGAGCUCCAUACCGAUCUAAAAGUCGGCAGAUUCUGGGGUGAAAUGGGUGUUGAUUUCUGGAAUCUCAAUACGUGGAUGGAGAAGUUGGAGAUGUUUGAGGUCUUUGUUAUGACACCUCAGAUUUUACUCAACAACCUUCGCCAUACUUUUUUUAAGCUAGAGCAGAUAAAGUUGUUAGUAUUUGAUGAAUGUCAUCAUGCAAGAGGAAAAGACCCUUAUGCAUGUAUUAUGAUGGAGUUCUAUCAUCCACACAUACGGUCAAGUUCAAUUAAUGUUCCUAGAAUACUUGGAAUGACUGCCUCAAUCACGAACACGAAAGGUUCAAACUCACCAGCCGACUAUGGAAAGCAGAUCAGUGAUCUGGAGAAUCUUAUGCAUUCAAAGGUCUAUACCGUUGCAAAUGAAUCAGUCCUGGCAGACUACAUAUCAUUUCCUAAUGCUAGGAUUAAGCAAUAUAAUCACCUGGACAUUCCAGAUAAACUAAGCCUUCUUUUCGUCCAUCUAGAAGCCUUAAAAGUGAAGCAUGUAGAAGAUCUGCGUGAUUUGAAGUUUGACCCAUCGACCGUUAACAGCUCAAAUAAGAAGAUCUCCAAGCUACGAGAUACCUUUUUGUUUUGCUUAAAGGAGUUGGGUCUGUGGCUAACUAUAAAAGCCUGUGAAUCAUUAUCAAAUGAAGACCAUGCUACUAUUUUUUGGGGUCAAAGCAAUGAUAAGAUUGGUGAAAAAAUUAUAAGAAAAUUCAGUCAUGAUUCGUUUACUUUGUUGUCCAAAAAUGUUCCUGCUGGAUGGUGCAUUGGAGAUGAUUUAAAAGCAGAUGUAGAGGCAGGAUAUUUAACAGCAAAAGUUUCUUGUCUUGUUCGAUCUCUCUUGGAGUAUAGGAUGGUUCAAAAUUUGAGAUGCAUUGUAUUUGUUCAAAGAGUUGUUACCGCAAUUGUUCUACAGUCUCUUUUAAGCCAAUUAAAAGAACUUUCGGGAUGGGGUAUCCAGUACAUGGCUGGAAACCGGUGUGGCUUGCAAUCUCAAACGAGGAACCAACAAAUGGGCAUUGUAGAUGCUUUUAGGGAUGGAAAAGUAAAUAUUAUUGUGGCUACUCAGAUUCUGGAGGAAGGGCUUGAUGUACAGAGUUGUAAUUUGGUUGUGCGAUUUGAUCCGGCUGAAAAUGUGUGCAGUUUCAUACAAUCCCGUGGUCGUGCUCGAAUGCAGGGAUCUGACUAUCUAAUUCUUGUUAAAAGGUAAUGUUGAUUUGCUAUGCCAUUUCUUCU
Molecule: messenger RNA, 1619 nt
Organism: Dendrobium catenatum
Lineage: Eukaryota; Viridiplantae; Streptophyta; Magnoliopsida; Asparagales; Orchidaceae
Product: endoribonuclease Dicer homolog 2a
Exons: 12
Coding region: 49-1593 (514 amino acids)
Biological process (GO): siRNA processing
Cellular component (GO): nucleus; cytoplasm
Molecular function (GO): RNA binding; ribonuclease III activity; ATP binding
Source: RefSeq, a predicted model, not a curated record